ACCUACAACAUUUGGUACAGGCAGAAGUCUAGAAGUCUUAGACUAGCGAUAACCUAGCCUGAGUACACUGCUACAACUACUCUCGAGCUGGCGACUGCUGCAAUACAGCUAGGAGCUAAGACUUCCUAUGGCAGAUUCAUCCGAAUUUACAGGCCUAAAGUCUCGACAGAAACGCGUUCUUCCCUCCCGUUCACGUCGUGGCGGUCCUGGAAUAGGAAGCUGUGAUGUUGACCUCAUGAUAUUGGACGCGCAGAGACGAAGAUUUGAAAAUGAACCGCUCAUUCCCGCAAAUACGCAGUUCUUGUUGACCACAAAUUCUGCCCUCGUACCCCAACCUCAACCCUCGUCCUCGGCUGACUUCGGACUCAAUAGUCAUGCAAAUCAACGCUAUUUCGAUAGACCAGAUGUUAUUCAAGCUUAUCGGGAACAACAAAUCAUUCAAACACCUGAAUUCACUACUUUGUCAGAGGAUGCCAGCGUCGGGGGUAGAUUCAGGCCGAGAAUUUCUGCAGAGCUCCCUGAGUCGGCAGAUACCUCUGAUGCUAUAUAUGAAAAGCGCCAUCGAAAGUACGAGACGUUUGAAAAGCGUCAGCGCCUCCGUGAAAAGGAGAAGCUGAAGCAUGAGCAGUACAAGCUCAAGGAGAGGAUAGAACAGCUGAGAGCGAUGGACGGAAGUGCAUUCCUUGGAUUACCUGCAACAUCUUUCCCCCUACCGUCUGGUGUAGUUCAGGUCAAAGACGGCCAAGACUCGAGCCUUUCGACAAUUCACGCUGACGGCUCAGUCGUGUGUGAUGAAGGGGAGAGGCGACGACAGGAGAUGCUUGAGGUAGCUUCCAUCCUGGAGGAUCGGUAUCGCACCCUGUUACCGUCAGACAAGAAGAGCUAUUUUGACCAGAAGAAAGCGAGCAGGCAAAGUAGCGUCAAUAUCCUUACUCCCUCCGACACCCGUCCGCAAGAUGAGACGAUUGUUAAUGCACAAGCUUCCGCCGCUGUUUCGCCUACCAAAGCCAACACCUCACUUGUCUUGAAAAUCAAGAUGCCAAAACAGUCAAGCUUUUCUCCAUCAGUAUCUAGCACCCCAGCACCCAAGCCCACAGCUUAUUUAUUAUCUUCUUCGUUAUCCAAGUCCAAAUCGGUAUCCAGAGCGUCUCCAGCGAAACCAAUAUCUAGAGCCUCUUCUGAUACAGAGUCCAUCGAAUCCGACCGACCGCGCAAACGCACAAGACCGUCACACCUGGAUGAGGCUUACUCUCCGUAUUCUACUCCAGAGCAUCAUGCACCACGACCUUCGCACCACGCCCUAGCCCCCAAACCAGAACCAUGCGUUCUCAUGCAGGCUGCUAUCCGGGCCUCAUCCACGCCAACAGCUCGUAAAACGCAUAGGCAUGUUACUGCGUUUGGUGCAAAAGUACCACAAGAGAUUGAGGAGCUUAGAGACUUUGAACUUCCUGAAUGGAUAAUCCCUCCCCAAUUCCAGUAUCAAAUAUAUACAGCGGGUCGCAUGUCACUGGCAGAGUCUGUCAUUACUGCGGAAGAACUGCCCGAGAUGAAUGGUACUGCGCUUUUUUGAUCCUUC
Suillus bovinus is the source of this 1576-nucleotide messenger RNA. RefSeq lists its product as uncharacterized. Lineage: Eukaryota; Fungi; Basidiomycota; Agaricomycetes; Boletales; Suillaceae. The record is from RefSeq and is a predicted model, not a curated record. The transcript is spliced from 3 exons. Bases 128 to 1570 code for a protein of 480 amino acids.